Messenger RNA from Callorhinchus milii (elephant shark), 784 nucleotides. RefSeq names its product pre-miRNA 5'-monophosphate methyltransferase. Bases 1 to 753 code for a protein of 250 amino acids. Gene Ontology annotation, biological process: miRNA metabolic process; negative regulation of pre-miRNA processing. Lineage: Eukaryota; Metazoa; Chordata; Chondrichthyes; Chimaeriformes; Callorhinchidae. Gene Ontology annotation, molecular function: RNA methyltransferase activity; O-methyltransferase activity. The record is from RefSeq and is a predicted model, not a curated record. The transcript is spliced from 2 exons. Gene Ontology annotation, cellular component: cytoplasm.
AUGGCGGCGCCCACCGGCGGUCCCGCGCUGUUCGGGAACUUCAGCCGUUAUUAUCAGUUCAACCCGACGGCCGAACGGCUCAGCCUCAUCCCCGCCGCCGCCAUCACUGAGCUGCUGCCGCCCCGCGGCUCCCGGGAGGCCCUCGCCCUGGAUGUGGGCUGUAACUGUGGGGACUUGAGCCUCGCUCUGUACCAGCACCUCGACGGCUCGAGCGGAAACCUGCAGCCGGAGGUUCCGAGAGGGUUGAACCUGAAGCUGUUGGGCUGCGACAUCGACGCCGACCUGAUCCGCAGGGCCGUCGAGUCCAACCCCUUCCCGGAGUCCGUCUCGUACGUUACGCUGGACAUCAUGGACCCCGCGAGGCGAGAGGCCGUGCUCGAGCCCUACCUGGGCGGCUUCGGCCGGCGCUCCUUCGACAUUUGCUUCUGCAUGUCCGUCACCAUGUGGAUCCACCUCCACCACGGCGACCAGGGACUCCUGGACUUCCUGCUCCUCCUGGCCCGGCUCUCGGGGGUCCUGCUGAUCGAGGCCCAGCCCUGGAGGUGUUACCGCUCGGCAGCCCGGAGGAUGCGCAGGCUCGGGCGCAGCGACUUCGACCACUUCAAGAGGCUCUCGAUCAGGGGUGACUUAGCGCAGAGGAUCUCGCACUUUCUGGUGACAGACUGCGACAUGGAGCUGCUUCACUGCUUCGGCAGCACGAGCUGGGACAGGAACUUGCUUCUGUUCAGAAAACUGCCUCCGAAUCAAAGCUGAAACCUGCUGCGCAACGCCACCAGGAACCAUC